GCGGGGUGGGGCUGGGUUUGCGAAUUGAACGAACGUUCGGGGGCGUCAGCGCCGUUCAGGGCCACUCGGAAGCGGGAGUAGAGGCAACUCCGUGCCCUCCGUCUGGGCAUGGGGAGAUUUCCUUUUAAGAUUUUUAAUUUUUCUCGCUUACUCUGAGACGUGAGAGCCCUCUUAGGUGUAGGAUAGGCGUUGCCCCAUUUUUUCCUGUGUUAAGGAAAAGUGGCGACCUCUGGUUCGGCCCCUGUAAUGACACGGUUGGUUUGUAAAAGGGGCUGCCGUGUGCAGCUCCAAGCCCAGAACGUGGAAACAAAGCGGCGGCAGUCCUCGACCUCGUGUUUCCCACGUGUGAUGUUUCCAAACAGUAUUUGAAAAUCAGUACUCACCUCCUUCGGAUUUGUGUUGUUACUUGGUUGUGUUCAUGUUUGGUCGUCUCACUGGCUAGUGAAUUUGGAGCAGAGAUUAUUUCAUUUAGGUUUAGUCAGACAACUUCAUAUUGUAAAUUUGAAUAUCAAAUAGACUUUGAUAUUGGAGGAAAUGAAGAGAAACCUACAUGAAAAUUCAACUCGAAGUACAGCAGGCUGUUUGCCUGUACCAUUGUUCAAUCAGAAAAAGAGGAACAGACAACCAUUAACUUCGAAUCCACUUCAAAAUGAUUCAGGUAUCAGUACUGCUUCUGACGGUUAUGAUUUCCCACCUUUACCAACAGAUUGGGCCUUGGAAGCUGCAAGUCCAGAGUUGGCUCCUUUAAUGAAAACAAGGAACACAGGGCAAGCACCACAUUCUGUUUCUCACACCCUGAGAAGUCAAGAGUCUGUGUCUAAAUCUAUUCAAUCAGAUUCUGAAGGAAACCAGAGUGGUUGGAGUUACAGAGAUGGCAACAAAAAUAUCAGCUUAAAAGCUUGGAAUAAAAAUGAUACUACGUCUCAGUGUAAAAGAACAAAUCUAGUGGCAAAUGAUGGAAUGGAUUCUUGUGCAGUGAGUUUGGGAGCUCAACAACAGAAACAAUCAAAAAUAUCUGAACAUCCUAACUUACCUCACCACAGAGAAACUCAAGAACUCAGACAAAUGCAUUCAUCAAAAAUAUGUGAUUCAACAAUAAAAGGUUUAGGCAAAAAUAGUGCAUUUCAGGCAUUUAAGCCUAAUUUACAGCAAAAUCAAUUUAAGAAAAAAACGUUGGAUGAUAUUCCAGAAAAAAAUACUACUCUAAAGGAAGCCUCAUUUCAGCUGCAGUUUAAGGAAAAAAAUAAUUCGUUAAGAAUUCUUUCUGUGGUUAUUGAAAGCAUGAAGUAUUGGCGUGAACAUGCACAGAAAGCUGUACUUCUUUUUGAACUGUUAGCUGUUCUAGAUUCAGCUGUUACACCUGGUCCAUAUUAUUCCAAGACUUUUCUUAUGAGAGAUGGGAAAAAUACUCUGCCUUGUAUAUUUUACGAAAUUGAUCGUGAACUUCCAAGACUGAUUAGAGGCCAAGUCCAUAGAUGUGUUGGCAACUAUGACCAGAAGAACAACAUUUUCAAAUGUGUUUCUGUCAGACCGGCAUCUGUUUCUGAACAAAAAACUUUCCAAGCAUUUGUUAAAAUUGUAGAUGCUGAGAUGAGGUAUUGUACUAAAGUAAUGAAUGAAAUUUAGAUAGUGAUAAGGGAAAUUCAUGCUAUGCACUAAAUUGAGGUAUUGAGGUAUUUUCUGUUAAAUUUACCAUCUCCGUGGUUUUAUCUCUACUGCAUUUGUAUAUUUUAUUUGCUGAGUUAAAAUACUUACAUCCUCCCAUGCAAGUACUAAGCAAGCCUGCAUGGCUUCUGAUAUCAGACUUGGGUACAUUCAGGUGUUAUGUUGAUUACUAGAGACUGGAAAGUAGAAGUAUAGAAGGAGAGGGAGGUUGGAUAAUGGAUACCAAAAUACAGCAAUAAAUAAAGAAUACAUUAUUGGUGCUCUACAGUGGUCUACAGCAUGUGGUCUGUAGUUUACAGUGACAUGGCUGGAAUAGAGGAGUUCAAAUGCUGUGACAUGGGACAGUAAUGGGAGAUGGAGCUGUUGAUUGUCUCGAUUUAUAUACAUUGUGUACUCAUAAAUGUAUUAGAAUGUUUCAUUGUACCCUAGAGGCGUGUGCUGUUACUGUGUGUUUGUUAAAAACAAAAUAAAAUAUUUAAAACCUUUUAAAUAUAGAAAUAA
Molecule: messenger RNA, 2166 nt
Organism: Oryctolagus cuniculus (rabbit)
Lineage: Eukaryota; Metazoa; Chordata; Mammalia; Lagomorpha; Leporidae
Source: RefSeq, a predicted model, not a curated record